Molecule: messenger RNA, 1468 nt
Organism: Musa acuminata subsp. malaccensis (wild Malaysian banana)
Lineage: Eukaryota; Viridiplantae; Streptophyta; Magnoliopsida; Zingiberales; Musaceae
Product: stem-specific protein TSJT1-like
Source: RefSeq, a predicted model, not a curated record
CACGUCACUUUUGCUCCGAAUCCACCCGAUGAACACCACAAGUGUCGAUCUUCCCAACGCUUACCCCCAUUUGUCUUUGCUUGCCUGCCAUGGUGGUUUUGCUUCACAGAAACGGCUUCCAGAACCAUCUUUGUUGUCUCCUUCGUAACGACGACAGGGGGAAGAAGCUUGUAGUGCGGUCACUUCCAUGCUCCUGUGGUCGACCAUAUUUUAUCUCAUACAAAGGUAAGAAAAUUUCAUGCUGUGACAUUGCACAAGAAGACCUAUAAAAGGAGCCUUCCUGUUUUGGGUGGUUCUGCUCCUCCACCAAAGAUGCUUGGGGUCUUCAGCGGCGCAGUGGUGAGCCCACCGGAGGAGCUCAUCCGAGCCGGCCACCGCACCCCGACGGCGAAGAAGACCGCAGACAAGCUCCUCGAUGCCUUCCUCAAGAACAACCCAUCCUCCGUUGCCAUCAACAUCGGCAGCGCUGCACGUAUCUCCUACAACCAUCAAAACCAGUCCCUGCUACAACCAAGGUCGUUCGCUGUGAGCGACGAGAUAUUUUGCUUGUUCAAGGGGACGCUGGAGAACCUGCCGAGCCUGAAACACCAGUACGGUCUGGGGAAGAAUGCAAGCGAGGUGGUGCUGGUGAUGGAGGCGUAUCGGGCACUGCGAGACCGCGCUCCUUAUCCCACAAACCUCAUGCUCGCUCACCUCGUAGGCAAUUUCGCCUUCAUCGUCUUCGACAACGUCACCUCGACGGUGUUCGCGGCAUCGGACGGAGAUGGUAAGGUGCCCUUGUUCAUGGGGAUAACCGCCGAUGGCUAUCUAGCUUUCUCCGAUGACGCCGAGGAACUAAGAAGUGCAUGCGGGAAAUCAUUGGCAUCAUUUCCGCCAGGGUGUUUCCUGUCGACGUCCACUGGACUCAGGAGCUAUGAGCAUCCGAAGAACAAGGUCACUGCUUUGCCGGCGAUGGAGGAGGAGAUUUGGGGCACAACCUUCAAGGUUGAGAGACCAUAUCUACGAGCGAGAGAGAGGAGUGACACAUGACCAUGGGAAGGGCCUCAAUGUCUCAAUGGCCAACAGAUACAUCCUCCAAACGCCAGUAAUAAAUAUGGCUACUAAGAAUUAUGUAGUGUACCUAAGAAUAAUAUAAUACCGUAAAAGAUCGAUGCGUUUAGAAGAGCAGAAGCAGCUUUGACUCGACUGACGCUUCACUGUCAAAGUAGCAUUGGCACGUGAAAGUUCACUGUAUCAGCUCCCCUGUUUGACAGAGACGGAGAGCUCGACGACCAUCCAUAUACAAGGAGCACCAAAAAGAUCUCAGCAGCAGGGCAGCAUUAAAGAACUCCACCACCAACCUUGGCUUGGAGACAAAGUCCGAGCUCACAAUGUGGGGAACAGAGAGCAUAACAUGCGGUACAACACCAGCCAUGCUUUUUUUCCCCCUCGGGCAUCAUCAACACAAGCAUCCACCAAGAAUGGAAGA